AUGUCCAUGCUCGCGUGCGCGCUUCAAACCAUGGGCUCCUCCUGCAGCAGACCUCACUCCGUAAACGAGGCCGAGGCAGCCGACAACACAAGAUCUGCAGACAUCGACCGGCGGAUUCUGCAGGAGACAAAGGCGGAUCAGCACGUCCACAAGCUCUUGCUUCUCGGUGCUGGAGAAUCAGGAAAGUCCACGAUAUUUAAGCAGAUUAAGCUUCUUUUUCGAACCGGCUUCGACGAGGCAGAACUCAAGGGCUAUAUGCCGGUCAUCCAUGCCAACGUGUUCCAGACAAUCAAAAUACUGUAUGAUGGAGCUAAAGAGCUUGCCCAACUGGAAACUGAGUCUUCAAAACAUGUUAUAUCCCCGGAUAAUCAGGAGAUUGGAGAAAAACUAUCAGAAAUCGGAGGCAGGUUGGAUUACCCACUCCUUAACAAAGAACUCGUACAGGAUGUAAGAAAAUUAUGGGAAGAUUCAGCCAUUCAGGAAACUUACUCGUGUGGAAGUGUGCUGCAAGUUCCUGAUUGUGCACACUACUUCAUGGAGAAUCUGGACCGAUUAGCUGAACCAGAUUAUAUACCAACAAAGGAGGAUGUGCUCCAUGCCAGAGUACGGACAAAUGGGGUUGUGGAAAUUCAAUUUAGCCCCCUUGGAGAGAGUAAAAGAGGCGGAGAGGUAUACAGGUUGUACGAUGUAGGAGGUCAAAGGAAUGAGAGGAGGAAGUGGAUUCAUCUUUUUGAAGGCGUCGAUGCCGUCAUCUUUUGCGCUGCCAUUAGCGAGUAUGAUCAGCUGUUGUUUGAGGACGAGACACAGAACAGAAUGAUGGAGACGAAGGAACUGUUCGACUGGGUACUAAAGCAAAGAUGUUUUGAGAAAACAUCGUUCAUGCUGUUCCUCAACAAAUUCGACAUAUUUGAGAGGAAAAUACAAAAGGUUCCUUUGACCGUGUGCGAGUGGUUUAAAGAUUAUGAGCCGAUCGCGCCUGGCAAACAGGAUGUGGAACAUGCCUAUGAGUUUGUGAAGAAGAAAUUUGAGGAGGUCUACUUCCAGAGCAGCAAGCCGGACCGUGUGGACCGGGUGUUCAAGAUCUACGGGUGUUCAAGAUCUACAGAACGACGGCGCUGGACCAGAAACUUGUAA
Molecule: messenger RNA, 1134 nt
Organism: Triticum turgidum subsp. durum (durum wheat)
Lineage: Eukaryota; Viridiplantae; Streptophyta; Magnoliopsida; Poales; Poaceae
Source: the annotation of a GenBank genome assembly